Messenger RNA from Gekko japonicus, 1486 nucleotides. Its product is annotated as tripartite motif-containing protein 7-like. The transcript is spliced from 6 exons. NCBI's taxonomy places the organism in Eukaryota, Metazoa, Chordata, Lepidosauria, Squamata, Gekkonidae. The record is from RefSeq and is a predicted model, not a curated record. The coding region runs from base 108 to 1070 and encodes 320 amino acids. Gene Ontology annotation, molecular function: protein binding.
GCUUCCAUCCUUGAGCCCCACAGCUCUCAGGGAUCCACUUCCUGUGGCUCUAGAAACAAACGUGGCUCAGUGCAGAAACCCAGUGUGGCUCUUCUUGAAAAAAGAAAAUGAACUCUGCUCAACUCUGCAGCUGCCUAAAAAUUCUGAAGAAUGAGAGAGAAAAAAUUCUGGAGUAUAAAGCCAAUGCAGAAGCUGAAAGCCAAGACCUUCUUAAACAAACUGAAUCAGAGAAGGCAAAGACAGUGGCUGAGUUCAGAAAACUGCAUGAGUUUCUGGAAGAACGAGAGAAGCUUCUGGUGGCCCAGAUGGAAGAGGUGAAGGAGGACAUUAUGAGAAAAAGGGACGAGCACCUGGCCAUACUCUCCGGAGAAAUCUCCUCUCUUGACAGUCUCAUCCGGGAGAUGGAGGAGAAGCAUCAGAAGCCAGCUGAGGGUGAACUCCUGCAGUUAUAUUCUUUAAGAGUUUUGUUAAAAGGCCUGAUGAUCCAGUGCUUCACCUCUGUUCUCUUUGCUUCUCCAGAGACUCUGGUAUUUGGACAUCGGUUGCAGAAAGCAAACGUGACUCUGGAUCCAGACACGGCUCAUCCCCUCCUUAUCCUCUCUGAAGACUGUAAAAGAGUGAGGCGGGGAGACAAAGCUCAAAAUCUGCCGAACAAUCCUGAGAGGUUUGACAAAUGGCCCUUUGUGCUGGGCCGUGAGGGGUUUUCUUCCAGCAGACACUACUGGGAAGUCAUUGUGGGAAGGGAGGAAAAUUGGGCAGUGGGGGUUGCCAGAAAGUCUUUGAAGAGGAAGGGCAAGGCCGCAGUCAGUCCCGAGGGAGGAAUUUGGGCUGUGGGGAGGUGGGAAGGCCGGUACUGGGCUCUCUGCACCCCCCAUCCCCCUCGCCCAUUUCUGUGGGGGGAACUUCAAACCAUCAGAGUGACUCUCGAUUUUGCUGGCGGGCGGGUGGCCUUUUUUGACGCAGACAGGGCAUCUCUUCUGUUUUUCUUCUUGGCAGCCUCAUUCUCCAAAGAGACCCUUCACCCUUUCUUUUGGUUGAACUCAAAAACCCACCUCAGACUCUCUCCCUAAAGACAGAUUCCCUCAUAGCGCCCUGUUGGCCACUAUGGUUCCAUCAUCUGUGACCGACCCUUCUUUGAGAUUCCUUCUUGUUCCCUGACAGACUUCUACCAGUUGUGGCAAUAAAAUACACAAAAUAAACAGGCAAUAAAGCCACAUUCCUUGUUGUUGCCCAGGGAGGCUGAGGUGACAUUUUAGGCGAAGGGUCAGGAGCCUCUUAUAAUUAAAGAGACAAACAGUGCCAAAAUCCAGAGCAAGCAAGUGACAAAAGAACCAGUAUUUUGAUAACCGAAAAUAUAAAACAUAACAUUAGCUGCAUCUGUGGCUGGUCAGGUAAAUGGCUCCCUAUCUCACCUCCUGGGACUUGGCUAUAGUGAUCCAUGCAAUGGUCACUUCCAGUUUGGUAAGAGCCAGUUUGGUGUAGUGGU